Molecule: messenger RNA, 378 nt
Organism: Saprolegnia parasitica CBS 223.65
Lineage: Eukaryota; Oomycota; Saprolegniomycetes; Saprolegniales; Saprolegniaceae
Source: the annotation of a RefSeq genome assembly
AUGAUAAAAAAAAAAAUUAAAAUUAAUAAAAUAUUAAUAGCACAUUUAUAUAUAAAUUGUGCUUUAAAAAAUACUAUAUUAAGCUUAACUAAUGAAAAAGGUCAAUUAUAUAAACAAUGGUCUAGUAAAUCUUUAAAAAAAACAUCAAAUUUAAAAAAAAAUUCUCCAUAUAAUAUACAUUUUAUUAGUUAUAAAGCUAAAAAAUUCCUUAUUUCUAAAAAGAUAUAUUGUUUAAAAAUUUUUAUUAAAGGUAGAGGACCUGGUCGAUAUAAUGUAAUUAAAAAUUUAAUUUCUAAAAAAAUUAAAAUAAUUUUUAUUCAAGAUAAGACUAAUUUACCUUUUAAUGGUUGUCGUUCUCCAAAACAAAAAAGACGUUAA